Molecule: messenger RNA, 1032 nt
Organism: Lymnaea stagnalis (great pond snail)
Lineage: Eukaryota; Metazoa; Mollusca; Gastropoda; Lymnaeidae
Source: the annotation of a GenBank genome assembly
GCCACCAACCUCACCAGCUUCGUCGUCUACCUGAGGCUUCGUCUCAAAGACAGCAUGUCCGUCUGCUUCUUCCUCCUGUCGUGCUCGGACCUGGUAUCCGUCUCGCUCAUGCUGCCGGCGGACUUCUUGUUCCUUUUUUCCACGUCACUUCCGCAGUCGUGGAGGGUCGAUGGCGAAUCGCUGACCACCCUCCUCAUGUUCUACUACCCGUUAUUUUACGACAUUUCGCAGCUGAUUACGACAUUCAUCGCCGUGCAGAGAUGCUGGUGCGUGGCGCUGCCGUUCCGCUUCAAAAGCACUUUCACGAGACGCCGGGUGGCCGAGAUUGUGCUGGCGCUCGUAUUCCUGUGCGUGUGUCAGUACGUACCCGUGAUGGCGUCGCAAGGGUUGCAGGAAACACGAGACCCCGCGAGAAAUACGACGGUCUUCGUCUUCUGGACGUCAAACGUCCGGGGUACUGUUAUGUCCGCCAGGGGCACCACCGCGUUGGUUAUCACAACGACCUGCCAGUCGCUGGUCACCGCCUGUCUCGCCAUUCUCGCUUCGACGCUGCGAGCCUCGGCUAAUUUCCGACGGACGGUCGCGAUGGCGCCUAAAGAGAUGUUGUCUCCUGAGCUCAGCACUCAGGACGGAUCAACCGUGUCCUCGAUUACGACAGCGUGGGAAGCCUCAAAGCACGCCUUUAACCGACAGUCUAUAAAUAAAAUGAAAACAAAUCGUCGGAAUAUUUUCACAGAGCCCACUCACAUCUUAAACCCGCGCAGGAACACAUCAAGAAAAGAAGUGCAGGCCGUGAAGGCGACGACGCUGGUGUCGGUUAUAUUUGUCUUGUGCAACACGCCCAGACUCUUGAUGUACUACACGUCGCUCUGCGUUCCGGACUUCAACAUGCAGCGACGUUACGAGAACUCGUACGUGGUCGGGAACUCUUUCAGAUUUUUCUUCGAGGCCAUGAACGCGUCCUUUAACGUGUUCGUUUACGUGAAGUUCAACAAACGUUUCCGAUCGGCGGUCAUGACUUGCGCAAGGUAA